Molecule: messenger RNA, 1764 nt
Organism: Echinops telfairi (small Madagascar hedgehog)
Lineage: Eukaryota; Metazoa; Chordata; Mammalia; Afrosoricida; Tenrecidae
Product: probable inactive 1-aminocyclopropane-1-carboxylate synthase-like protein 2
Biological process (GO): biosynthetic process; amino acid metabolic process
Molecular function (GO): transaminase activity; pyridoxal phosphate binding
Source: RefSeq, a predicted model, not a curated record
AUGAGUACGGACAAGCAAGGGGGGGACGAUCAGCCUGCCAAAGGCCACGAUACCGAGUUCCUGAGUUUAAGUAGCUGGACCAACUUCCUCCCCAGGCUCGUUGGAGAGAGGGGUCAAGACUUCAGCGUCCAGGUCGGCAUCCACCAGCUGCUGGAGAUGUUGAAGAUCCUGGAGGAGCUGCGCAAGUGGCAGAGCACCGUCGAGGACAGCACCCUGCAGUUGAUCAGACACAGGGACACGGGCGUGAAGGUUGCGGGCUCGAAGCUGAAGAUGUGCGUGCGUACCAUCACGGAGCAGAAGGGCAUUGUGAUCUACUUGCUAAACCAGCUGCUCGAGAUCCUGCAGUCUGGGUCCUGGAAGGACCUGGAGUCCCAGUUGCUUCCGCCCUUUGUGAACACUCAGGUGGGGCCGGCCCCGGCGGCAGGUAUCACCCAUUUCCUCUCCCAGCGUGGGAAAGAGAUCUCCAACUUAUACCACUCCGGCUUCAUAGACUAUAAUGCCUACGCAGAUAAAUACCACGAAAAAGAGAACCAGUUGGGGUUCAUUAACCUUAUGACCAGUGAGAACAAGCUCUGCUUUGACCUGAUGUCUCAGAGGUUGAGUGAUGAUGAUAUGAACUACCUUGAUGAAGGCCUACUGGGAUACCCUGACAGGAAAGGACAGCCAUUCCUAAGGAAGGUGGUGGCCCAGUUUCUGACCCACUACUGCAAGGCACCUACUCCCCUCGAUCCAGAAAAUGUCUUGGUUCUAAACGGCUGCUCCCCUAUCUUCUCUGCACUGGCCAUGGUUCUGUGUGAUGUUGGGGAGGCCUUUCGGAUCCCUACGCCCUUCUACAGUGGCUUUGCCUUCAGCUCCCAUGUGUACUCACAGAUUGAACUGGUAGCCGUCCCCCUAGACAGUCAGAUCACUCGUGAGAACACGGAACCCUUCCAGCUGACCGUGGCCAAGUUGGAGCAAGCCCUGCAGGAUGCCAAGCUGAAGGGGGAAAAGGUCAGAGGUCUUGUGCUAACCAAUCCCCAGAAUCCUCUGGGUGACAUCUACUCCCAAGACUCACUGAAGACGUACCUGGAAUUUGCCAAGAAGCACAACCUACAUGUGAUUAUAGAUGAGAUAUACAUGCUCUCUGUGUUCGAUGAUGCCACCACAUUCCACAGUGUCCUGAGCUUGAGCAGUUUGCCUGAUCCCAGCAGGACUCAUGUGAUCUGGGGUACCAGUAAGGAUUUUAGCAUCUAUGGCUUCCGCUUUGGCUUGCUCUACUCCCACAACAAGGAAGUGGUCGCUGCUGUGGGAUCCUUGAACUACCUCCACAGCCUGUCGGGCCUCACCCAGUACAAACUGUACAGGCUACUCCAUAACAGAGAGUGGAUUGACAACGUGUACCAUCCGACUAAUUGCUCGCGUCUCCUGGACGCUCACAAGUUUGUCACAGAAGAGCUGAAGGCCUUGCACGUCCCCUUUCUCAACCGUUGCUCUGGUCUCUAUGUCUGGAUCAACUUGAAAAAGUACCUGCACCAGUGUACAUUUGAAAAAGAACAAAUUCUCCAUCACCACUUUGUAAGAAACAAGGUAUUGCUGUCCCCUGGCCAGUCCUUCAUGUGCAAAGAACCAGGCUGGUUCCGGCUUGUGUUUGCAGAUAAGCGCCCUCGACUUGAAACGGCCAUGCAUCGGUUCCGGGCAAGUCUAAAAGAAAUGAAGGAGUGGUUGAUGGUAGCAUUAUUGAAAGCUGCGAUGGAGGAAGUAGCUGUGCCUGCCCCCUCCAGCUAG